UAAAAAAAUGAAUAAAGAAAACUAGUUACUUUAUUCUCGUGUUGAUUCUUAACUGUCCAAUAUUCUAUCUCGUACAAAAUCGCAGAUCUUACCCCAACCCAACAAAAUUUUCCCUACUAAACAAACCUUACAAGUAGCAUGAUAUGUCAACUAGUAAGAUAUUUUGUUUAAUUUGACUACACUCUUUAUUUUUUAAUUAUUAUGAAUAGAUGAUAAAAGCUUUUGUCUAACUGUAAUUUGCAUGAACCACAUGAGCAAAGCUGAAAAAUUGGCCAACAUAAUGGCCCCAGCUAGAUAAGAUCGCUUACAUGACAAAUCUUCUAUUUCCUUCUAAAGUGUAUAUAUAUAGAGAGAGAACUGGGAACACUCUUUUGAAGAAGUAGAAAAAAAUGGGUGGUCAACAACAGCAUAAAAAGUCCAAGGUUGUGAAAAUAGACUCAUUGAAAUCAUGGGAACAGUACAUCACAGAAGCUACAAAUAAAGGCUACUUUGUUAUGGUUCAUUUCUCUGCUUAUUGGUGCAUGCCUUCUAUUGCUAUGGACCCUUUCUUUGAAGAAUUGGCUUCCACCUAUCAAGAUGUAAUCUUUCUCAAGGUGGAUGUAGAUGAGGUUAAGGAAGUAGCCACCAAGAUGGAAAUCAAUGCCAUGCCUACUUUUUUGUUGAUGAAUGGAGAAACUCCUGUGGAUAAAAUUGUUGGUGCAAAUCCUGAUGAAUUGAGGAAAAGGAUGGAUCAACUCAUUCCUCAAAAUCCUUCUGUUGUAUGAUGACCACAUUGAACAAAUAAAGUUUACCAGAGAUGUAAAUAUGAUUUAUUUCAUGUGUAAAAUAAUGUAUAUUCCAAGAGUAGUAGUGUUGAUUUUUUUAUUAUUUGUAAAUUAUGUGUGGAGUGUAUGUGAAGUUGCUAUUUGAAUAUAUAAAUAUUCUUUGA
Messenger RNA from Vicia villosa (hairy vetch), 928 nucleotides. Its product is annotated as thioredoxin-like protein CXXS1. NCBI's taxonomy places the organism in Eukaryota, Viridiplantae, Streptophyta, Magnoliopsida, Fabales, Fabaceae. Bases 390 to 764 code for a protein of 124 amino acids. The transcript has 3 exons. The record is from RefSeq and is a predicted model, not a curated record.